Ziziphus jujuba (common jujube) is the source of this 777-nucleotide messenger RNA. Its product is annotated as ribonuclease J-like. NCBI's taxonomy places the organism in Eukaryota, Viridiplantae, Streptophyta, Magnoliopsida, Rosales, Rhamnaceae. The transcript is spliced from 2 exons. The record is from RefSeq and is a predicted model, not a curated record. The coding region runs from base 300 to 623 and encodes 107 amino acids.
UAGAAGUAUACUCUAAAGAGUUUUGCUCCCUGAGCUCCUAAACUGUUAUGGGCGUGCAAUCUUUAAGAUGGGUAUCUACUAUAUUAAUCUCUAUACUAAAUAAGGGUCUAUUUAGUGGAAAUCGUACUUAUCCUGGGUGCCAACAUGUUCUGUUUCCUUUAUCACUGUUUUCUGACUAAUCAAAUGCACAAAUAUGUUAAAAUUAUAGCUCUCAUUUGUAUGGGUUGAUCUUACUGUUAUAUUGUAUUGUUUUGUUUUUCACUUAUUGAUAUGGCGCCGAUGAAGAUAAAAACCUUUGGAUGGUAUUAAUGAAUGUUUGUGUUAUUUUGCAUCAUUUACGUACUCCUAAAUCUAAAGUACUACGCAAAAGACCAGGAAGGACAGAAGGGGUUUGGAAAAGUAUGGAAGAUUCUGUCAAACGAAAGAUGGAGCCAUUUUAUGAAGGUUCUGAUGGCCCACCACUUCGCGUUCUACCAAUUGAACUGGGUGAAAUCGCGAUGAAUUGCAUACUGGUUGGGAGUUAUGAUCACUAUAUUCUGAUUGAUGCUGGUGUAAUGUUUCCAGACUACGAUGAGCUUGGAGUCCAACAAAUUUUACCUGAUACCACAUUUAUUAGAAGAUAGAGACACAAAAUUGAAGCAGUUGUUCUUACACAUGGUCAUGAGGUUCACAUUGGUGCGUUGCCUUGGGUAAAGUUUCACAUUUUUCAAUUUGGAUUCUUUCUGUUGUUUUGCUGGUUGUUGGGUAAGGCACUCUUUCCAAAACGAAGAAAAAAAG